GCCCACCGAGAGUUUUUGUUUUCGUCUCGCGUGACAACGCGUGACUUCAACCGCCAAGUUUGAAAGUUAAAAGUUUGUAUUCUCCGAGUGUUUGUGUGAAGGUGGAGAAGUAGAAGACGGAAGUGUUUCAAGUUUACGCUCAGCACAGCAGAUUGUCGAGAUUUGGAAUUUCUUAAAGUUCUUUCAAGAUUUAUUUUUGAAAUGGACGAAGACACUCAGAAACUGAUUGAAAGAGCCAGACAGAGGCGAGAGAUGUUGAAUCAACGGACAUCGGGGAUGCCAGAGGCUGCUCCUCGCAAGCGCAGAACCCCAGUUUUGGAGAAUGAUGGCUCUGAGAAAGUUUUGUCUGAAAAACAGUUGAACCAAGAUGAUUUUGCAGGACCACUUUAUGAUUCUCCCAAGCGUCAGUGUUUGAGGGAAGAAGAGCUGCAGCUGAAGCCUGAUACUCCUGCUGUCCGAGGGGUUCAAGCCAGAGCUCAAGAUCUUCAGAGUGAGAACAAAAUUGUGAAUGAUUCUCCUGUGCCAAUACCUCGGAAAAGUAUAUCGACACCUCCAGCAGAAAGAAGAGUGCUUUCACCAGCUAAAACUUCACCUGCAAAAGCUCUUGAUUCGACUAAUCUGGGAUCUACAAGAAAGAAUAGAUUUGCAGCACUGGCCCAGAACAUUAACAAUUGGGAGGAUGACAUGAGCCAUCAUGUUGUUCAUAAAGAGGAGGAAAAAAAGCCAAGGUGGCAGCCACCAUCAGCUAAAAAAGAAUCCAUGGCAAGUGAACAAAAGCUGCCAGCGUCCUCGGGGAAGAGUCGAGCUCCACAGCCAAUUAUGGUGCAACAGAAAGUUGCUUCUUCAGCACCUUCUUCAGGAAAGCCGUCUGCUGUUGGCUCACCCAAGAAAACCCACGCUCCUCCAACUCCCCGGAGCCCAAUGAAGUCUACAGUUGCUUCGGUUUCUUCACCCACUUCGUCAGCUCCUGGGUUUGCAAGGAAUUCACCAUUAAGAGGAUCUAAGGUGGAAUGGAACCGUUCCCCUAAACCAUUCUCACCCUCAUAUGCCUGCCAGUCAAAUGUAUCUGAGAGCAAAUCAGAAGAAUCUUUGCCAAUCAAUGAAAAGACUAAUAAGGUGGAAUGGGGUCACACCCCGGGGAAGUCAGCGUCUGAGACGGCUGUCCUGUCAAAGCAUGCUGCUACGACUCCAUCUGCAAGCAUCUCACGGACCAACCCAACUGAUCUGCCUGUUAAUGCCCCGGGUUUGAAUGAAACCCCGCCUUCAGAUACUGACUCAAUUAACACUCAAGAUGAACCGACUCAGAAGCCAGUAUCUCAAAGAUUUUCGUCCUGGGAACAGAAAACUGCAACCCCUAUGCCUGCAGGAAGACAAGAACCUUCAAUGAGACCAUUAUCUGCAAAGCUUGCCUCAUUUGAAAAGAAAAUCACAGAAAAUACACCAAAGAUUGGAAUGACAAAGUCUACGCAUGUUCCCAAGACUCCAAAGCAGGUUUGCACCCCAGCGCUAUCUGCAUCAACUCCAGCUGCCAGCAGAAGCAAGAACUUUGACCCUUCGGAGCUGCCUGUGUCCCAGCGCAUGUCUCAAAUGCAGGAAAAGCUGGCUCAUGUGACAACCCCCAGGUCCCAACGCAAGGACAGCGAGCCCACUGCCUUCUCUGUUGGUGCUCGCAUGUCCGCCUGGGAGACCAUGACGUCCUCUAAUCAAGUUAGCGAUAUCAAAAAGGUCAACCCAGCUGAUGCCACUCCCAAAAGCAAGGCCAAAGUUGCAGGUACUACUGCAACCCCCAGACCCAACGCUCCUGUGUAUUCACAGCCUGCACCUUCGAACCCUCCCCCUCCUCCAGCUACACCCAAAGGCUUGACCCCAGGCAAAAGCUUUAAGGAAAGCAUUCAGGACAAAGCUUCUGAAGUUUGGGCAAGGAAAGGUGUGGCAGUAACCAGUACCUCUCCCAGCAAGUCGUGUCCUGAGAAAACUCAGACUCCGGCGAAGAGAGGAACAUCCCCUACUAAAAUUCAUUCACCGACCAAGGUAAGCACAGGCACCAAAAUAGUCCAGCAGCGACUUGCAGAAGUCACACAUGACAGCAGUACUAGUUGCAGUGCUUUGGCUGCCCAGAGCAGGGCUGCUCGCUUGGCUGAACUGGAGGCUAUUCAAGGUCGCUGGAAGAAUGGGGUUUUGAAGGAGGACUCCUCUUCUUCUACUGUUGCUAAAACUGAUGAGUCAUCAAGUCGCACUGCAGAUAAGGAGACCCUGCCGAAACAGACUAGCGAACAGAAAACUCCAGGGGGAAAGAGAGAGGAAUCACGCAACAAAGCCAGAGAAGAAUUCAACAGCAAAUUAGCAGAAAUUGACAUGGCUAGUGACAGCUUGGUGACCUCAGAGAAAAAGACUCCUGUACGGCCCCCUCCUCCUCUGAUGUCAUCGGCGUCUAAAUCCACUCCUUGUGGCUCAGCAUCAAGCAGUCACACUGGGAGCAUAUACAGCUUGAUCAAGAAAAGGGAUGAGUCAAAGAAAGAGACUGCUAGUGUUGCAACGGACAAAAUGAAGCAAAACAAUAGCUUUGAUGAUAGUGAUGAAGAGACACAGCAAAAGAUACCUCGCACAGCAGGUUUGAGGGCAGCGAAACAGAAUUCUCAAGAGAAAGAAGUUGAAUUUAAGAAACCAGAGCCUCCUGUUGUUUCUGUUGAAGAUACAGAUACUGAUGCGGCCAGCAGUUCUGAAGUUGGAGAUGAAGAAUUUGGAUCUAGUGACAAGCUUCCAAUGGAGAUUGAUGAUGAUGACAUCAGUUUGAAAGGUUUUGUAUCUGAGGCUACGCGAAGAGAAAGUAUUCUUCCACCUUCUAUGCAGCGCAGAGCAAACAGCCACUCGAGUCUGGACAGUUAUGAUGACGAUGAUGGCAAAAGAGGAGAGAGGAGACGCAAUGUUGCAGGCCCGUCCUCUCAAGCAGGUGGCUACCAGCCUGAUGAUGAUGACAGCAUGUAUGAUGACGAUGAUGAUCGCAAUGCUGUAGAUGACUUGCUGGAUGAAGCUAUGGAUGACAGUGAGGAGUAUGACCCGGAUAUGGAUCCUAGGAAUGUUGUCAUGAGGAGGAAGCCAUCCGAAACACCGUCAGAUGACUAUGAUCCGGAUAUGGAUGAAAACAAUGUGGUCCUACGGCGAAAACCUCAGCCUGUUCCCGCUCAACGCCAUCAGUUGAAUGUGAAUUCUACUGAUGAUGAUGAGGAAGACGACCGACCAUAUAGCCUUCAAGCAUACAGAAAAAGCGCGAAUGUGCAUUUGCAAAUGAUGGAGCCCGUUGUUCGAGCUAGUAGGUAUGCAGGACGCCAGGUGGAAGAGGAAGAAAUUGAAAUGCCCACAUCAUCUAGGCCACAGCGUGAUGACCGGAGGCUGGUGCAGGAGCGCAUCAAGGAGCUUCAAGAGCUGGUUCAACAAGAACAAAAUGUCAUAAUGCAGACAAGCAAUGCCUUAAACAAGUGUUGCCUUGGGAAUUCUUAUUUUGCGGGCUCAGCUGAACAGGUGGAAUGCAACAGAGUCCUUCUCAUUGCCUGUCAAAAGCGCCAAUGUUACAUGACAGAGAUCCAAAGGCUCAAGGACAGUGGGGUCCUUCAUCCCGAGGGUCCCGGCCCUCAAGGCUCCCUUACCAUCAGUGACAUCAGGUUGCCGCUGAAAAAAGAAUUUGUCACUAAAAUUGGCACAUCACAAGAUAACACCACACACUACUUCAUCCUGCUGAUAAGAAACAACUGCCAAGUGAUCUGCACUCAGAUGCUGUCCACUCACGAUCCCAUGAUGAGAGGAAGCUUGGAUUUCCCCAAUCUGAUCAAAAUAAAUGGAAUCACUGGCAAUUUCAAGCUCACUUUGGACAUAUACAGCAUGAGCAUUUCAAAGGAAUUCAGCAAGGACAAAAAGAAGAAGACUCCAAAGAAGGGAAAAGGCUAUGCCAUGUCUUUGGAAAGUCCAGGAGGCCCAACAGCUGUCAGAACCACAAGUUUCAGCCAUGUCACGUCUCUGCACCUCACCAUGAAAUGUCUGGACAAGUCAUCUUUCCACUUGGACAGAUUGCCGUACUUGUCGCCGCUGUAUGGACAGAUUUUCAUGCGCUUGAAGUGCUUGAUGGAGUCUAACGUUGAAGAGAGGGGAUUCCUCACCAUGUUUGAUGACGUCAGUGGAUUUGGUGCAUGGCAUCGCCGCUGGUGUGUUCUGUCUGGGAACAAGCUGUGUAUCUGGAAGUACCCGGACGAUGAGACAAGAAAGGACCCUAUGUUCCUCAUCGACCUGAAACGCUGCAUAACAGAGAAAGUGGGUCUGGUGUCCCGUGAUGUGUGCGCCCGUCCGAACACCUUUGAAAUGGUCACUGUGAGGCAGCCUCUGAAGGGAGAGCACGACACCCUGGUCACAAAGACACACAACACUAUGACCACAGUCAGACAUCAAGUGUCUGCCGAUUCUAAAGAAGAGCGCAUUGUGUGGUGCAAUAAGCUCAACAGGGCUCUUGCUAACUUACGGACAUGGCACGCCGAUGCCCUGAAGCCAGUUAAACAGCAGCCAACUUCUCGUCGCUGAGUCGAUGAUCCUUGUCACCCCCUGUGCCUUUGGUAUAUUGUGAAGAUUUUAAUGCCUGCAUAUUUUUACAGCUAGAUGAGAGCCUUUGGUACUUGUGCCUUUCAGGAUCAGACAGAUAUUGUUUGCUGAACCUCUACAGAUUUGAUAUCUUUUUAUUUUAAUAAUGUUGAAGGUCAAAAAUGUUUCUUUUCUGUAUGUUUAUACUAUCACAGCGUGGAAGUAUGUAUUAGCUGUGGGGUUCAACUUCACGGCUAUAACUUCUGCGCUACGAAAUGCAUGCUUCUGUGUAACAUUUUAACUGGUGUGUUUCAGCCUCUAGCGAGUUGUAUAAAUUUGACUUUCUAUUUAAAGUGAUCUAUAAUUAUAUAUAUAUAUAUAUUUUGUGAGCAAAAGCAUUUCUUGUACACAGAGAUAAAUGUGAAUCAUACGAAAACAAAUUUGAAGAUAGCUGUAAGUAGGCCCUUGGUCUCCUAUGUUCCCCCGGUAGAGCUCCAAGGAUAGUUCAGUGUAGGUUCCUCAACUAUUUAUUUUAAGCACAUGGCCAGUUUCCUGACCAGAGCCAUCAUGUGUUUGCUAGUUCCCAGUCUGUCACACAGGCGUAUGCUGUCUUUUGAAGAUUCUCUGACCAGCAUAGUUAUUUAAGUUUAAGUAGAGUUUAAGCAAGAACUCUGUUAAGGCAGUGGACUUCUGCUGUUUUUCAGCUUUAGUGGUCUGCUAAUUUAUGUGCACUGAGACCUUCAAGACUUUCAUCCUCAUCUGAGGAAAGUGCUCGAUUUAUCCCACCUCAGGAUCAAAGGUGGCUGGUACCGGCAUCUAAUAAUAAUCCAAAAUUUUCACCAAACCAGCACUGAUCACUAGAUAAAAGCAGGUACCCUGACAUUAGGGGCAAGCAUUGUACCUCAGGGCGAAGGGGACCUCUUAGUAGGUCUUACUUCUUUCCUAUUCUUCUGCUGCCUGUCUUUCCUCUGCUAUUCUCAUUACUUUAUGUUAUAUUGUUAUCGUUAUGCAGAAUCCUUCUCAACAGUGUCUUGCUCCUACCUCUAACUCGAACUUUUUCUACUUCUGUGUGUUUGUUUCCUAUCAUGAAUUUUCAAAUGAUGUUCACGCCCGUUUUGGGAACAAUUUAUGUCUUAGCUUUUCAUUGACUGUAAAUGUCUUUCAUAUUUUUAAUCUAACGUAUUUUGUAUAUUUCUGCUCUACCCUUUUGGGAUCAACACCACAAUUGAGGGUUAUUGCUUGGACUCUUCAUUCACUGCCACACAAGUGUUGACUGACAUUUUACCUUUUCCCCAUCAGUUUUUUUAAAGAAUGGUAUUCCUUAGAAGAAAAAAAAUCAACAUUUAUAUACUUGUUCAUCUGUCCUGUUCUCCCUAAAUUGAAAAAAAUCUGUAAGUGUCAGGCUGUAUCCAAGAUGAGAUGAAUAGGAAAUUUAUUGUUUCUUUUACUUGAAUAUACUUCCUGCCGAUACAAGUUUGUACAAACAGAUGUCAUGAAAUGAGUAUUGCUAGUUCUGAGUGAAAAAUCCUAUGUUUGGAGGUUUUUCGUUUUAAUUAUUCGACUGAUCUACUUUAAUGCAGUAUUUUUUUACACUAUGUGUCUGGACUUGUGAAUGAAUAUAUUCAAUUUUUGUCAUAUUCAUUGUGCCUGUCAGUCAAUACAUCUGUUCAGCAAACGGCUCCUUCUUUCCUUUCACACAUCUAUCGUUCUGAUCUCUCCUCCAUUUUUGUGUUUGUUAUUACUAAAACUAAAUAAGGGGCUAUUGUGUAUACAUUAUAGGUGUUGAAAAGACUUUUAAUCUGGUAAUCGUACAUACUGUAUAGAAUUUUUUUUAAAGGAUUGUAUGCACAUUCGUGGAAGCAUCAGGCUUUAUAACACAUUACAUAUGAGAUAGUCCCUUGGGUUUUCCAUGCAUGUACUGAAAUAUAGGGUAUAGUAGAAGGUGUGUUAAUAAGUCUGUACUCUGUCAAUGAAGAAUCUGUGCUGUGCAACGAUGAAACCUGGAGAACACAAUUUUUAUCUUUGUAUAACGCUGCAUGUGGAAUUUGGGGAAAAUCCAUUGAAUGGUUAGAACUUAACGAACAUUUUAUUGAACGUUGUUCUUGAAUAUAUUUUUUGACGAAUGCUAUUUGGCUAUGAAAUUCUCCCACACCCACCCUAUUUACAGGAUGUAGCGCCCUCUGACUUUACCCUUUUCCCAAAUCUGAUCGAGAAAUCACAGAGAAAUGUCUCCAUUGUGAUGGAGAUGCAAUAUCUGCAGAGGAGGAAAGGUUUGAGUCCUGUCCUAGGUCAUACUUUGCUCAAGGACUUUCAAACAUCUAACAAAGAUGGCCAGUGUGUCAACUUGCCGAAUGUAUGUGUAGAGAGAAGUAGCAUUGUGACUGUCAAAUCUCAAUUUUCUAGUUUACUUCUUUCAUAUUUAGGGUAAAGACUUCUUGACUGCCCCUCGUUUGGAAGGUAAUUAAUGUUUCACAAGUACAGGUCUCUUCUUGGGAGGGGCGUGGGGUGACAAUGAUCAUGUCGUGCAGUACAGUCCAUUUUUCAGAAGGUAUGACUUUCAACCAUGUAGAAAUAUCCUAUGACUGUCUGCUAGCAAUGUGACUACAAUGGGUACUCAGUUCAGAACAAGUCUGGUUACUAGUAUAGCCUUUUCUCCGCCUCCUGAAAAGCACGCAUGCCUGCUUGAAAAAGGAACACUCACUCUCACACACAGUUACAGCCUUUGGCUGAGAAGAUAAAUAUUGGUCCCACUUGUGGACUUGAACCAUAUCAGUCAAGUUCAGACAACUUGAUAUGAGAACGGGUUCAGCUGUUUGACUGUGAAUAGCUCUUUAAGACAAUGUGUUAUGGCAAAGUAUUUGGUGAAUAUCUUAAAGCAUCACUAAUGUCUUGACGAAACUUUGUACAAAUCUAUGAAAAAUGAGUGGUUGGUUUCUGUUCUUCUGAUGUGACCUGCUCCUUUUUCUUUUCUAUUUCACUAUUUCCCUAAUCUUAUCUCGUCCUGGCAAACUAUCGCUGUGGUGAAGACUCACAGGUUCUCUCUCCAAGAUGUUAAGUUCAAUGUUCGCCAUUCUGAACAAUCAGUCAUCCCUUUGUAUUAUAUACAAAUCAUUUGUUGUCUUUCAUAAAGAGCUUUUGUUUCUGUUUUUGCCAUAAUGUUUUUUGCGUAUGCUGAUGAAUAGUCACUCCACGUGUACUGAACACUGCCAUCACCGAAUCCUUUCAUAAAAGCAUCAUGUCCUCUGGUGCUAUAAGUCAGUCUCAUUUUCUCAACCAACUAUAAUUUUAUCUUUCUAUCUUCAUCUGUUCACCAUUCGUUAGUCUGGAUAUUGUGUAGGUACUCACAAACUUUAGGUCUAGCAGUAGAUAUAUAACAACGAGAGCUUUGUGUAGCAAACAUUUAUUACAUUAUCACAGUGAUGCAAAGAAUAGCCCGGCAUAUUAUUUGUACAUGUAUUACUGUAAUAAACAUACAACUUAAUACUGA
Molecule: messenger RNA, 8050 nt
Organism: Aplysia californica (California sea hare)
Lineage: Eukaryota; Metazoa; Mollusca; Gastropoda; Aplysiida; Aplysiidae
Product: anillin
Exons: 26
Coding region: 202-4566 (1454 amino acids)
Biological process (GO): actomyosin contractile ring assembly; septin ring organization; mitotic cytokinesis
Cellular component (GO): actomyosin contractile ring
Source: RefSeq, a predicted model, not a curated record